UUCCUUCCUUUCUCUUUCUCCUCCUCUUCUUCUUCCUCCUCUCCCUCUUCUCUUCCUUCUCCUUUCUCCUCUUUCUCCUCUUCAUCCUCCUCCUGCUCCUCUGUUACUCACUUGGCCCCUGGACUGUGGAGCAGGAACUCCCAGGGCUCCUCCAGAAACUGAGGCAACAGCUCCCCCUCAUGAUGGUGAUGGCUUAAUUUGGGACAAAGAAGGAGCAUUUGCCCCUUUCCUCUUCUUCCUCCUGCUCCGCAACUGGCAUUGAGGGGCACAGGGUUGCCACUUUGUGUCUGCCACCCUGCGAAGAGAGAGCCCUUCUUUCUCCUCGGGUGGCAUCUGAGGGGACUGAGGAGGUGGUGUCCUCAUGCUCAGCUUCUUUGGCUCUGAAGGAAGGCUGGCCUCCUGGAGGGGCGAAGGGAGGGUGCCCUUCAAUGGCCUCUGGAGCCCCAGCAUGUGAUGUGCAAUAGUUGGCUGCCAGGCAUCUGCUGGCCUCCCGCUGCCCAGUAUGAAGGUUUUCCGCCGGAAGGCGCUGGUGCUCUGCUUGGGCUACGGACUCCUCCUCCUCCUCACCAUGCUCAACCUGUUGGACUACAAGUGGCACAAAGGGCCCCAGCAGUGCAGUGAGCCCUUGCCUGUCCGCCGCACUCCUUACCCACAGCACCAGCUGCCUUAUUAUGCCUAUCAGUCUCGGUCGGACACUCGGGCCCUCUAUGGUCCCCCGGUGCCCCUCGCCCGCAAGCGACAGCUGGUCUACGUUUUCACCACCUGGCGUUCGGGGUCGUCCUUUUUCGGGGAACUUUUCAACCAGAACCCCGAGGUCUUCUUCCUCUACGAGCCGGUGUGGCAUGUGUGGCAGAAACUGUACCCGGGUGAUGCUGUUUCCUUGCAAGGGGCCGCCCGGGACAUGUUGAGUUCCCUCUACCGCUGCGACCUUUCUGUCUUCCAGCUCUACAGCACGGCGGGGGCUGGGAAGAACCUCACCACCUUGGGCGUCUUUGGGGCAGCCACCAACAAGGUGAUCUGCUCCUCGCCACUUUGCUCGGCCUACCGCAAGGAAGUUGUGGGCAUGGUGGAUGACAAGGUGUGUAAGAAGUGCCCGCCGCAGCAGCUCGGCCUCCUCCAAGAGGAAUGCCUCAAGUACCACACCUUAGUCAUCAAGGGAGUGAGGGUCUUUGACAUUGGAGUCCUGGCCUCACUCAUGCAAGACCCCUCUUUGGCUCUCAAAGUCAUUCACCUGGUCCGGGACCCUCGGGCAGUGGCAAGCUCCAGGAUCAAGUCCCGCCACGGGCUUAUUCGUGAAAGCCUGCAGGUGGUAAGGAGCAGGGACCCCCGUAUCCAUCGCAUGCCCUUCCUUGACGCAGGUCACAAGCUCAACAGCAAAAAAGAAGGGGGAGGGGGCUCAGACUACCAUGCCUUGGGGGCCAUGGAGGUGAUCUGCGGGAGCAUGGCAAAGACCUUGCAGACUGCCCUGCGCCCUCCAGACUGGCUGAAGGGUAAUUAUAUGGCUGUCCGCUAUGAGGAUUUGGUAGUGGACCCCAUCAAGACUUUGCGGCAGGUCUAUGGCUUUGUCAACCUGGUGGUGAGUCCAGAGAUGGAGAAGUUUGCCCUCAACAUGACCAGUGGGUCUGGGUACUCCUCCAAACCCUUUGUGGUCUCUGCUAGAAAUGCUAGCCAGGCUGUGAAUGCCUGGAGGACAGCACUGAGCUUUCAGCAGAUUAAGCAAGUGGAGGAGUAUUGCCACCAGCCCAUGUCCAUUUUAGGCUAUGAGCGAGUCAACAGUCCUGAAGAAGUCAAAGACCUUAGCAAAACCUUGCUGAGGAAGCCAAGGUUGUGAGUAAGCUAUGGUGCCUUGUAAAGAAAGCCGAGAGAGAGUUGUCUGUAACUUUUCAAACAAUUGUGUUUGUUUCAGAGAGAGAGAAAGAGAAAUAUGGCACUUUCUUAAGGACAGUUAAGGAAGAUUAUUUUGACCCUCCAGAGACUACUGAGGAUGAGACAUGUUCAUGUUUUUGCAUUACUGGUUAAUCAGUAAUUUAAACACACAGAGACUUCAGUAAGUAACUUAUAAGACUUCUUUUUCCUCUCCAAAAAUGCAAGGCACAUAAUUCAGUAUGUACUGUAUCCAAAUCUUUGCAUACAUGUUGUGUUGGUGAUCAUGAAAGACUUGCACAAUUGCCAAGGCUUUUUUUUAAACGGUGGGAGUUGGAGAUUGAGGGGAAUAUUCCAUAAGGCAAACUUCAGAAGACUGGAUUUUUGUAUAAAGGUUUAAAUGUGAUAUGAAUAAAGAAAUUUUACAAUG
Messenger RNA from Sceloporus undulatus (fence lizard), 2293 nucleotides. It is a transcript of the gene CHST2, whose product is annotated as carbohydrate sulfotransferase 2. The record is from RefSeq and is a predicted model, not a curated record. The transcript has a single exon. NCBI's taxonomy places the organism in Eukaryota, Metazoa, Chordata, Lepidosauria, Squamata, Phrynosomatidae. Gene Ontology annotation, biological process: N-acetylglucosamine metabolic process; sulfur compound metabolic process; carbohydrate metabolic process. Gene Ontology annotation, cellular component: Golgi membrane. Bases 503 to 1831 code for a protein of 442 amino acids. Gene Ontology annotation, molecular function: N-acetylglucosamine 6-O-sulfotransferase activity.